AUAAUACGACAGGAGCGGCGUGCAUUAUUGUUUUGCCAAGAAGACAGAGCAAUACUAUGCAGAGAGUGUGACAUUCCAAUACAUCAAGCCAAUGAGCAUACUAAGAAACAUAAUAGGUUCCUCCUUACAGGCAUCAAGCUCUCAUCCUCUCCAUCCUCGUACCCGACGACAGCCUCCAACUCUAACUCUGCAGUGGCAUUGGGCCGGGCCAAAACUCGACCCAAAUCGGUAUGGGGGGAGGUCCCAAGCUCGGCCUCUAGUGAGGUAUUUGGGAGCUCUCAUUCCACGACUACAAGCAACUACUAUUAUGGGCUAGAGGAGCAAGCUAGCGAUUCGUGUUCUGGCAGUAUAUCAGAGUAUUUGAUGGAAACGUUACCGGGCUGGAGAGUGGAGGAUUUGCUUGAAGAUCCUUCCUGUGUCUCCUAUGAUGAUAUUUUUACUAAUAAUAAUAAAAAUGGGGUUUACCAUGGUUCUUCUUCUCAAUACGAGCAUCAAGGCUUUUGGGAACAAAAGCCCUUCUCCUAAAACCUUUUUUUUUAUUUUGUUGGUUGGACUCUUGUUUUUUUUUUCUCUUUGGUUGUUGGCUGGGGUAAUUACGAAUCCAAACCAACUUGUUGUCUCUGUUUCUCAUUUUAUCAUUUGUUUCCUUUUUUUCUAAUCUUUGUUUUUAAUAAGGAAAGAAUUCGUUUCUCAACAA
This is a messenger RNA of Raphanus sativus (radish), 697 nucleotides long. RefSeq names its product B-box zinc finger protein 20-like. Gene Ontology annotation, cellular component: nucleus. The annotation marks the transcript as partial. Gene Ontology annotation, biological process: regulation of DNA-templated transcription; photomorphogenesis. The transcript has a single exon. Gene Ontology annotation, molecular function: zinc ion binding. Lineage: Eukaryota; Viridiplantae; Streptophyta; Magnoliopsida; Brassicales; Brassicaceae. The record is from RefSeq and is a predicted model, not a curated record.